CUGGGCUGGAGGCAAGCAGCUCUUCCGGCUCCGGCUAACCCGUGCUCGAGGGGCGAUUGUUCCACACUCAUCAGACAGAAAAAAUGAUAAUCAUGGUGUAAGGAAGAGAUUUACUCAUUCUGCCCAGGGGCUGAGCCAGCAGAGACAGCAGAGCUAAUGUGAUUCAUUGAAGGAAGAGUGGGGACAAUUAACAGCAACUUGUUCACCUUUUGCCUUGGACAGCCUAAGCUGAAAACCCUGGGUGAGAAUGACGCAGCAAAUGCACAACUUGAGCCUGCUGCAGAGCAAAAAGCACAGCAUGCCCUCAUCGCCCAGUGCGGCCAAGCGGCUCUACCGGAACCUGUCGGAGAAGCUGAAGGGCAGCCACACGUCCUUCGACGAGGCCUACUUCCGAUCCCGCUGCGACCGCCUCAGCCUCCGCAAGGCCUCCAUGAACUUCCAGUGCAAUGAAGCUAUGUUUGAGGCCGUAGAGCAGCAGGACCUGGAUGCUGUUCAGAUUCUUCUUUAUCAAUACACCCUGGAGGAACUGGACCUGAACACACCGAACAGCGAGGGACUCACUCCUUUGGACAUUGCCAUCCUGACAAACAACGUCCCCAUUGCCAGGACCCUUCUGCACGUUGGGGCAAAGGAAAGCCCACACUUUGUGACUGUGGAGAGCAGGUCUGUGCACCUGAGCACGCUGGUGCAGGAGGCCCAGCAGAGAGUGACGGAGUUAUCGGCGCAGGCAGCGAGCGAGGGGCUGGGCACAGACAGCGCCGAGCGGGAGAAGCAGCUCAAGGGCUGGGAGUGGAGGGCCAGGCUCUACCAGCGCAUGAAGGCCGGCUACGAGCAUGCCCGAGCCCCCGAGGCGCCAACCAAUGUCUGUCUCAUGGUAACAAGCAGCACAUCACUCACUGUCACCUUCCAAGAACCCCUCAGUGUCAACUCAGCUGUGGUGACCAAGUAUAAAGUGGAAUGGAGCUCUUCAGAAGACUUUUCUCCUUUGGCUGGUGAAAUAAUUAUGGAUAAUCUUCACUCUUUGAGGUGCUUCAUCACAGGUCUCAGGACGGGCCAGAGAUAUUAUGUCCGUGUCUCAGCAUACAACAUGAGAGGAUGGGGACCUCCAUGCAAAUCUACUCCUGAAUAUGCUUCUCCUUCAAACUGGAAAGACUGCAGUGGGAGAGAGCCUCAGCACAGGAGACACACGGAGGCCCUGGAAGGGCUCCUGCAGCAGGUCCGAGCCGCGCACCAGCACCACAGCUGCCGAGAAAGCUCUAAAUUACAAAAUGCUGGUCGCAAGCAAUCGGUUUCCAGAAGCCUGAAGCACCUUUUCCAUUCAUCAAACAAGUUUGUGAAGACUCUGAAACGGGGACUCUACUUAUCUGUUAUACUUUUUUACAAAGACAAUUUGUUAGUAACCAAUGAAGAUCAAAUCCCAAUUGUGGAAAUCGAUGACUCUCACAGUAGUUCAGUUAUGCAGGAUUUCCUGUGGUUCACAAAGCUGUCGUGCAUGUGGGAUGACAUCAGGUGGCUGAGGCAGAACAUGGCAGUGUCUGUGUCCUCCUCCACUGCACUCCAGGCCAGGCAGAAGAUGCUUUCAGCAGCAGCACAGCUACAGAAUUUGCUGGGAACUCACAAUUUAGGCAGAGUUUUUUACGAGCCCAUCAAGGAUCGCCAUGGCAAUAUGCUGAUAGUUACUGUGAGAGAAGUGGAGAGCCUGUACUCAUUUUUUAAUGGCAAAUGGAUGCAGGUAUCCAAACUACAAAGCCAGAGGAAAUCCCUCUCAACUCCAGAGGAGCCAACAGCAUUAGACAUCUUGCUUAUAACAAUCCAGGACAUACUUUCCUAUCACAAACGAAGUCAGCAGCGCCUCCCUCCCGGCCUGUACCUGGGCUACCUGAAGCUCUGCAGCUCCGUGGAUCAGAUCAAAGUGCUCGUGCUGCAGAAGCUGCCCAAUGUCCUGUGCCACGUCAAAAUCCGAGACAACAGCAACGUCUCCAAAGAUGAGUGGGAAUGGAUCCAAACACUUUCUGGCUCAGAAUCUGUGGAAAGUAUGGAUCAUACUUCAGACUGCCCUACUCAAUUGUUCUUGUAUGAGCUCCAGACAGCAGUGAAAGCUCUCCUCAAACAGAUCAAUCUACCUCUGCAUCAGGCUAAGCACUUCCGUCUGUACACACAGGAGGUGUUGGAACUGGGUCACAAUGUCUCCUUUCUUCUCCUGCUCCCCGCCUCAGACGACGUCUGCACUGCCCCAGGACAGAAUAAUCCUUACACCCCACACUCAGGAUUUCUUAACCUCCCUCUUCAGAUGUUUGAACUUGCUCAUUUUUGCUGUUACAAGGAAAAAUUUAUAAGCCUGUAUUGCCGCCUUUCUGCUGUCAUAGAGCUGGACUCUCUGAAAACCCAGCAGUCCCUGAGGGAAGCAAUUUCAGACAGUGAAGUCGCUGCAGCCAAACAAAGACACCAGCAAGUUAUAGACUACAUACAGCAAAUUGAUGAGAUCUGGAGGGACAUGAGAUGGAUCACAGAAGCACUGCAGUAUGCAAGAUACAAGCAGCCAGCAGCAGGCCUGCCCAUAAAGAAGCUUGUGGAUCUUUCAGAAGAACACUCUCAAAAGAAAAUGAGCUCCACCUCUUCACAUCUAGAUUGUCUUCCUUCACCUCCCCCUUCUCCUGAGCCCAGAAUCCAGAGGAGAAAAGCUGUGAGUGACUCCCAGCCCUGCUCGGAUGAAGAAGGCUGCUCCGAGGUGUUCCUCCCCACCGACAGUGACUACGACUCCAGCGAUGCCUUGAGCCCAAGGGAACUGGACCUGAUUUACUCCUCGUCCCAGGACAUCUCCCAGCAGGCUGGCAGUGGCCUGGGUGGCAGCGCACCCAACGUGCUCCAAGCCCACGACCUGAAGCCCUGCCUGGCGCUGAGGGACAGCCUGACAGAGUGUGGUGCCCUGGACACCAGUGCUGACUGUUGCACGGAGCAGAUGAGCAGUCUGACACUGUCAGGGCUUACACCGAAAAGCACGGACAAGUCCUCCAGCUCCAAGCAGCCACUGGGCUUUUUAGGGAAAAAAAAGUUGGGGAAACACCAGCAUUACAACUACUUCAGCCGGCAGCACCGCUGGCUGCGCGUGCACAGCGAGACGCAGGCGGGCUCUCUGUCAGAGGGUGUCUACACCCAGCACCCGAUGAGAUCCCCAGACCUGGCUCAAGAACCUACCUCCAGCGAGCAGGUGACCAUUCCCAUCGAUGGGCCUCGGGGCACCUUCGUACCUCAUGCAUCCAGCCCUCCAGAGGACGGCAAAGGCAGGUAUGAGGAGCCAAGGCAGGAUGUCCAUAGGAUACACGUGGAGCCUUAUGAAACAUUUCUGGAUGGAGAGGGCAGGUCCUGGGCGAUGAGCACAGAGGCUGUAGAACACACAGAUGUGCACAGUGCUAUGCAACAGAUCACGGGGCCAGAGGAGCAGUCGGGUUCUGCUGUCCCAGAAGUUUUCAGCAGCACCCUUUAACCCCAGAAUCCUGCACUGCUUCCCAUCACUCCACAUGAGGUAUGAGCAUUGUGAUCACAAAGGCCAUACUUUCAAAACCACUGGUGAAAAUCCAGCUCCUGAAAUGGCAGCUUGUGCCACUCUAAAGAAUCCUAAUCUUUCAACUUCAUCACCAGAUUUCUGGUCUCACAGAGGUAUCAUCUGUCAUGAAGGGAGCAUUAUUGUCACUGGCAUCUGCAGCUUUGCAGGUAGACUCGUAACAGUCACCACAUAACAAUGUGCAAUUGAGUAUCAGGUUUUGCAGGUCUCUUCAUUUCCAUGUUUCUCUGAGCAUGCAAAAUUUUAAGCAUGAGUGGUUCUGCCUGCAAGUUAUCAGAAGUUGUAACAUCCUCGAUGACCUUAUGUUAGGACUGUGUCCUAAAGGUCUAUUAACUUGUCUCUCACCACCUCCUGCAAUUUUUUUUUUGCUUUUCAGCUUCUCUUGAAUGAAUUUAGGUUGGAUAUAGCUGAAAUACUAACGGGUCUAGCAAAACAGAUAACCCAGAGUUUCUAGCCACUUAAAGAAAUGAAAAUUCUUUCAAUGUAUAGAGAAUGUAAUCAACACCAUCUCUGAAUGCUGUCAGAGCCUGACAUAAUUAUCACAAUUGUUUUUUCAGGAGCUUAGAUUUCAAAUUAUUUAAGUAGCAAGUUAUUUUAAAAGCUCAGGAGAUGAACCUUUGAGGUCAAGAGCAGGCAGAAUGAGGCCAGGUUCUAGACAAAUAAUAUGCAGGGUGUAUGUGAGAUUGAAGCACAGUUUUUCCUUUCUUUUCCCCACCAAACAAGAGCACAUUUUGUGUUGGCAUCACUCUCACACACCCAUUGGAAAGAAACACCCCUAUUUUUAUUCCUGAAUAUUCACCAUAAACUCCAUGGGUAUUUGAUCACUAUGUCUGAAGCUGGGAUAUUCUGGCAAUUCAUAUUAGGAAAGUUUGGGAUGAAGUUUGAGUGUAAGAUUUUUUUUUUCUUUGGGCCCCAAAUAAUAGUAAUGUGAUAAGGAGGUUGGGAUCUUACUGUACUGUGUAAAGGCAAAUUACAGUGAGUCAGGAUUUUGUCCUUUGCAACCACAACAAGAACUACAGAAGAUGAUCUCAAAAAUGAAAUCUAUAUUAAUAAGAACCCUAACACUGAAGUUACUAAGAAAUGAACUAAUGUGUAGAGAAACCCCAGCUGUUGCACAAGCUUUAAUUUUCUUAAACAGUUCUUGAAGUUUAAUUUUAUAGGCCACAUUCCUGCUGGUUAAAUUCCCUCACUCCAUGUUUGUGUAGCCUUCUACCUUUCAGUUUUCCAGCCUCCAGGUGGAUACAUUCUAAGGCCCCCAAUAAAGAGAUUUGAGUUAAAUAGUUGAGUUUACAAGUCCUUGAGGUAAAGGUAAGGAUUUGGGCCCAUGAUCUGUGGUCCUUAUUAAAAUAGCACUUCCAUAACCCCAGUGCUAUUAAAAUCCCUGCGAACUCAAUCCAUAAAUUCAAAAAUAAAUGUUAUUCACUAUUUUAUGCUUGGUCAGUAUGUGGAAGCCAAGAAGAGUCUUUGCAGUGAUAGGAAGGGCAAAAUUUUUCUAUAAGGGAUUUACAUUUGUAACUUCUCUUUUUGGGAGCAGGAAGUUAACUUCUUGGACAAAAAAUACUCAUUCAUUACCUGAUCCACAGUGAGGAUGGAAAGACUUCCAUUCACUCCCACAGGGUUUGGAUGAGACCCACACCAAAAAUUCCUGUGGGUGAGAAGAUGCAGGGGGAGCAGCAGUGGCAGUGCCCAUUUGCAGCUAGAAGGGCACACAUUGUAUGGAACUGGGGAUGGGGAAUGCCUGACUCACCACAGAGCCAAGCAGGACAGUCUGACUGUCACUGAGGGCUGAUUACUUCACAUUCUGUUUAUUAGCAAAAGGCUUUUCACCAGGGAGAGACAAACAAUGGAAUGCUCCUGUGCAGAACCAAAAUAAUUGACACCAUUUUCCAGUAUUCAGGACCUUGCCAGGGCUCCCCUAAUCUGUUUUGCCUCUAAAGAAAACUGCCAUAAAACUAUUAAAGAAUAAAAUAACCAUACACUGAGGCCCUAUGUUUUUGCAGGAAGUGAUGAGAUAAAACAAGAUGCUCCUAAAUGAAACCCACCUCACUUUUCUUUGGCUCAUCAGGGACAAUGAGGGCAAAACGCCCAGCAAAGAGGCACACACUGCUGGUGAGAUAAGGAUGGAACAAUCUCUUGUCUGCUCCUGCUGCUGGACCUUUCCAGAAGCAGUCAUGUAGUUCAUAAAGGACUGGAUUCUCUACUUGAAGGAAGGCCUUGACUUCAUCAUAAUCUUCUGUGCUGAGAUGAAACUUGACUCUGGGGGUGCAAAUACCAGCCAAAAUCUAUCCUGUCCUAGUUUUAACCUUGCUAAGGAAGUAGUGUUUAGGUGAUGGCCAAUGGGAUGUGCUUCCUUGAUCUAUUGCCUCCAGACUGAGGUUCUUCCACAAACUUUAUUAGUCAAAUUACUAACUGAUAGUUCUGGGUUUAAAUACUUCUGGCUAUAAAGCACUGACUUAUAUUCAGGUAAAAAUACAUGUUCUUUGUUCAAAACUGCUAUCCCUACCAAUUUUGGGUGUCCUUGAAAGAACAGUAGUGAACACCCAGAGAUAAAUAAAUAGUAGAAAGC
Melozone crissalis (California towhee) is the source of this 6128-nucleotide messenger RNA. RefSeq names its product ankyrin repeat and fibronectin type III domain containing 1 (gene ANKFN1). The record is from RefSeq and is a predicted model, not a curated record. The transcript is spliced from 19 exons. NCBI's taxonomy places the organism in Eukaryota, Metazoa, Chordata, Aves, Passeriformes, Passerellidae. Gene Ontology annotation, biological process: regulation of establishment of bipolar cell polarity; establishment of mitotic spindle orientation. Gene Ontology annotation, molecular function: protein binding. Bases 248 to 3484 code for a protein of 1078 amino acids. Gene Ontology annotation, cellular component: spindle.